CGCAGAAAAUGAAACGUCGGGGGUCAGUAUUUUGGCUAGUAACGUUUCGUACGCCCAGCUGAAACUAGCCUUUCUUAACGUGCAAGCCUGAAUUAUUCACAGCAGUUAUAAAAGGGGUUAUGACUAGCCAGAGGAAGCAACCUGCAGUUUUGGCGUGAGGCUGCAUGUCCAGCUUUAGAUUCCUGUGUUUGAAAUCCUUGCCUCUUGCUUGCUUUUUUAAAUUUUUUUUAUGUGUAUUUGUUUUCUUUUGUGGUAUUCCCAGUCCAUCGACCUGAAGAAACCCAUUGACAAGCGGAUCUAUAAGGGGACGCAGCCCACUUGCCAUGACUUCAACCAGUUCACAGCUGCUUCAGAAAGUAUCUCUCUGUUGGUUGGCUUCUCGGCCGGGCAAGUGCAAUACUUGGAUCUUAUCAAGAAAGAUACCAGUAAGCUAUUUAAUGAGGAGAGGCUAAUUGACAAGUCAAAGGUCACCUUUGUGAAGUGGAUCCCCGAGACGGAGAGUCUCUUCUUGGCCUCCCACGCGAGUGGUCAUUUGUACCUGUACAAUGUGGAGCAGCCCUGUGGCUCGGCCUCACCUCAGUACACCCUCCUCAAGCAAGGCGAGGGCUUCACGGUCUAUGCCUGCAAGAGCAAGAGUGCCCGUAAUCCACUCCUGAAGUGGGCAGUUGGCGAAGGGGCACUGAAUGAAUUUGCCUUCUCGCCCGACGGCCGCUACCUAGCGUGCGUCAGCCAAGACGGUUGCCUGCGCGUCUUUCAUUUUGACUCCAUGCUCCUGCAGGGAAUGAUGAAGAGCUACUUUGGGGGCCUGCUAUGUGUCUGUUGGAGCCCUGAUGGACGCUAUAUCGUGACAGGUGGUGAAGAUGACCUGGUAACGGUUUGGUCCUUUGCAGAGGGCCGGGUCAUUGCCCGGGGCCACGGCCACAAGUCGUGGGUCAAUGCAGUGGCUUUUGAUCCCUACACCACCAGCACGGAGGAUGAAGAGAGCGGGGAGCUCAGUGGGAGCGAUGAGGACAUCCAGGGCUCUUCUGAUUUCAGGCGGGUGCGAACCAGCAGCACCCUGUCCCACCUGUCCAAGCACAGCGCCAAAAGCACUCCCUCAGUGACCUACCGUUUUGGUUCUGCAGGGCAGGACACCCAGUUCUGCCUUUGGGACCUCACAGAAGAUGUCUUGUACCCCCACCACCCGCUGUCCCGGGCCCGAACACUCACCAACACCUUCAGCGCUGGCAUUCCUCCCUCGGGGAGCGGGGGGAGCAACCUGGCUGCUGAGCCAGGCGGAGGGGCUCUUCCGCGCUCCCUGUCGCGCUCCAACAGCUUGCCGCACCCGGCCGUCACCAGCGCCACCAAAAGCCACGUGGGGGACGGGGCGGUGCCCUUCAGCAUCGGCAAAUUUGCCACCCUCACCUUGCAGGAGCGGAGGGACAAAAACACCGAGAAGGAGCACAAGCGCUACCACAGCUUGGGCAACAUCAGCAAGAGCAGCGACAAACUCAACAUGGUGCCCAGAAGCAAGCUGGACACCGCCAAGGUCUUGGGCACGGCCCUGUGCCCCCGCAUCAAUGAGGUCCCCCUGCUGGAGCCGCUGGUGUGCAAGAAGAUCGCCCACGAGAGGCUGACCGUGUUACUUUUCCUGGAAGACUGUAUCAUCACUGCCUGCCAGGAAGGGCUCAUUUGCACCUGGGCCAGGCCAGGGAAGGCAACCCUGAACUCCCAGAACGGUGGUUCUCCAAGCGGCACAAUAGUGUGAUCGGCACUAACCCACGCUCAGCUGAUCUCCUAGCAGGUGUUUCUGGUUCCUUGCUCAACUGAGUAAACUGGGCCAAGAUGGGAAAGUUUUCCGACUUUUUCAACACGUGUACAGGUUGUUUCUUCCCUCCCUUGCCUGUGAAACCUGACUGUAUGGAAAUACGAAUCCUAACCGUUAACCUCUCAAGACCAACGUAGUGCAGGACUGUAUGCACCUCUCAGCUAUUUAAAAGUAUUAAUUAACAAACUAUAUUUAAAGCUAAUAUUUUAGCACAGGUUGCUAGAGGGGCAGAUUUUGCACAAGGGUGAACUGAGCUGCCCCCUCCCUCACCCCCCCUUCGCCCAGACAGGGAUUCUGGCCACCUUUCAGCUGUGUUGCCCUGACUCAGCCAAAUCUGUCCUGAUCUCCAUCUGCCCGGCUGCUUGGGGGAGAAAAAUCAGAAGGAAUCCCUUUUGUACGGGGAGAUAACAAUAACCCUCUGCAAUGUGUAAGAGUCCUUGUCUUCCCCCCACCCCCCUUUCUUUUAACAAACAACCAUUUUAGUUCCAUUUUGCACAGGAAGUUCCAGUAUUUCUGGUGACCUGAGGUAGCAGUGAUACCUCUAUCCAGCAGGCAGUUCUUUCUGACCUAACAGCAGACAGUCCUUCCCACGUCCUCCUUCCAGGGCAGCCAACUGACUCCUACAGACACUGCUUAAUGUUUGAGAUCCAGCACGAUACUGCCAGGGAGUUCCUGCCAUUGUUUUUUGACGUCUUUUGUCGUGUUGUGGACCUCUGCUUUUGUUUCCCGCAUCUACUCAGCUUCAUCUUGAAAGGCUUCUCAGAGGUUCUCUCAAAGCAAAAUGGAUUUUUCUUUCCAUCGGCUGGUCCUUGUACUUGACAACAGUUUGCUGCUACCUGGUCCUUCUCCUUGACGUCCGUUUGCUGGGAGCAGUUUCUCCACUGACCAGCUCUUUUCCCCAACCACUCCCUCUGAACUGGAUCUCAUUGUUGAGUCAGCUAUUUCUGCCCAAAUUUGAUUGUUUUUCUCUGUCACUUCUUUUUGUUGCCUGUCCUCCGGGUCAACAAAUGUCUGUGUUUAUGCACUGGAGAUCCCAGCACAUCCACUGUUGAUUUGCCUAGAUGCGUUCUACAAAUUUUAAACAACCACCAGUCUGAGUCUAGACCAGUGUUUCUCGACCUCAGCAACUUUAAGAUGGUGGACUUCAACUCCCAGAAUUCCCCAGCCAGCCAUGCAUUCUGGGACUUGGAUUGGGGGAAUUCUGGGAAUUGAAGUCCACCCAUCUUAAAGUUGCUAAGUUCGAGACUGUGUAGUUGCAGCAUCUGACUCUUGUCUGGUCAGUCAUUUCAGUUGCCUAGCUUAGGCUCAGAGAUUUUCCUCCUGAGUAAGUUGCCGAUGGUUCUUGGUCACCAAAAGUAAAUAUUCAGGAUUGCUCAUGGCAAAUCCUGGCUUCUGGUCCUCCAUCUUGAUGUGCCAGGCUAGUUCAAGUAGGCUUGAUCUUUCAUGAACUUUGGUCUUGCAGUGGACCAAGGAUACGUGAUCAUGUUCUUGGGUUGGUUAUUUAAGUCAGUACAGUAGAGCAGCGUUUAUCAACCUCAGCAACUGUAAGAUGUGUGGAUUUCAACUCCAGAACUCCCCAACCAGCAUGCAUUCUGGGAGUUGGACUCCAAGCAUCUUAAAAGUCGCUGAGGUUGAGAAGCAUUGGAGUAGAGACUGAAUGCAGUUUCUUGGUAUCUCUAUGCGUACGUCUUAGGUAGCUUGGCUUCAGUCUGAUUCAGGAUUUGGUUUGCAUAAGGAGAGUGAGUUGAAGACUGAGGUUUCAGAAAUUGCACGACGUUUAGAAAAACAGCUGCUCCAAAAACGGAUUCAGAGCCAACCAAAACAUUUUUAAAAGCAUUUUAAAUUUGGUACGGAGCCUUGAAAAUAUCCCAGCUAUGCUUUGGGCCUGUUGACAAGGAUAGUCUUAGCGUCUUUUUAUUUAUACAUCCACACACACAUCCACACCCUUAUUUGCUAGAAUAGUAUUAAAAAGGAAUAUGGGUGAUGGUAAAUAUCAAUAAUAUAUACAUUGUUUCCUGCAAGCGUGCUCUCUUUAAAAUGCACGUCUUCGUUUUGGUUGACUUUGAAUCUCUAGUUGAUUGCAGCAGUGCAGACUUUUGACCAGUUGGGCUUCCCACUGGAUGGGGCCGGUUGAAAAAUAAGAGCCUGGCUGACAUUGAGGGGCACAUGAGAGAGUUUUUAAUCCUGCUGCAGGUGGUUCAUAGGGGGGUUGCUUUCUUUCUGCUUCCAUAUAGAACUGCCUGGGGGGCGGGGAAGGAGCUGCUUGGCAACGCAGGAUGCAAGCAGCGGAAGCCGUCUUAGUGCAUAGCCAGGAACGUGGAAAGGAUCCAGCCCGCCAGUGGUGGGGCUCAUCAGACUGCCUGUGAGGCUCGGAGGCCCUCUCGGCCUGUGGUCCUGUGAAUUCUUUAGGGGGAAGAACUGAGGUAUAAAUGAAGUAGCAUUUCUACAGAUGCCCCACUGCAUCAUUUUCUUCUGUCGGGCAUCAGUUGGAGGGUCCCAUAAGGCUCCUUGUCGUAGGAAGAGGCUCUGUCUCUCUACAAAUUUUGUACUCCAUCAUGUUAGUAGGUUAUGUGCGGCCAGGGCUGUGCCUACACAUUCAAAUGCGUCCCAUCUGAUUGCACUGGUAGCCGGGGCAGCUGUUUGGAUUAGAAACGAGCAUUUUGAGGAGCUGUAGGAAGAGCUGCCUGCUAGGACUGGUUCCUCAAAGCCAGCUGGUCCUAGAGAUGCGUUUCCUUGGGAUUCCAGAAAUGGUCGUGGGUUAGCUGCAGUUCCAUCACAGCUGCUCUGUACACCCGCUUGGGGGAAUAUUCGUUGCUUGCAGUUUCGCUUCUGAUCCAGGGGGUUUGGCUCAUCUCACACUAAACCCGUAAACCUGCAUUCAUUCGUCGGAUUUUGACCGGGGUUUGUACCAUUGACUGUGUGAAAACUGAAACAAUUCCACACUGACAAGGGAUCUCUCUCUGCACCAUCUGGUUUACUGAGCGUGUCUUUAGCUCUGCCGGUUGCAAAAUUGGACCCAGCCAACGAAAGACCUCCAGCCCCGCACCCCAGGGCAGAUGGAGAACUUAACACCACGGGAGUGGCUCCUUUCCCAAGGAAGAAAAAGCCAUACUGGUCCACAACCAUGGACACCUGCUUCGUCUCUGUCUGGCAAAAGCAACUGGGGGAGGAAGGGAGAGUCUGGUUUUCCAUCAGUUCUGCUUGGAUCCUUUGCAGCGAGGUGGACGGGCCUCAGAAAACAGUAUUAAUUUGCUUUUCAUUCCUCUUUCCCUGAACCCGCCCCCAGUGCAUGUCUGGCCCCUCGUGGCCCGUGCAAGCCAGCUGGUGUCUGGCAGCCAAGUUCUCCCCCUUGGUCCCUUUGCCCGACUCCGCAGAAGAACACGUCCAGAAGCUGCCGAUGUUCCCCCUGUGCCUUCGUCACUUUACUACCUGCUCUAAACGUUUGUUACUGUUGUGUCUGAAAAAGCGUUUAAAUUAUAGAAUCGUGAAUGCCUAUUUAUACUAAAGAGACCGUUUUCACAGUACAGACUCCCCUGCUAAAUGUUGAUUGCUGGCAGGGGGUCAGGGAAAAAUUGGGGCUGACGAAGCUCAGGGUUGCAAAAAUCAAACUGAGAGGCAAAGUGUGAAAGUCCUUUCCAGGUCAGCUCUGAAGGCUUGGAGUGGCUUGUGGAAACACAGCUAAUUGCG
This is a messenger RNA of Python bivittatus (Burmese python), 5494 nucleotides long. The record is from RefSeq and is a predicted model, not a curated record. NCBI's taxonomy places the organism in Eukaryota, Metazoa, Chordata, Lepidosauria, Squamata, Pythonidae.